AUGGCUGCAAUUCCAUCAUUUCCGGAAUUUGAUGUAGAAGACCCAUCAAAUUUAGCAGUACGAUGGGAGAAGUAUUUAAAGCGAUUCAACAAUCUAGUUACAGCGAUGAACCUUCGUGAUGCAGCUCGCAAAAGAGCCUUGCUACUUCACUAUGUUGGUGAACGUGUUAAUGAUAUUUUUGACACACUACCUGACCGAGGAGAAAACAACAACUUUAACGCUGCUUGUGAUGCAUUGACGGCAUAUUUUACUCCGAAGAAAAAUGUAUCCUUUGAAAUAUUUAAAUUUCGUAAAUUACAACAAGUCCCAGGCGAAAGCAUCGAUGAAUAUCACACACGCUUACAAAUUGCGGCAAAAUACUGCAAGUUUCACGACCAUGACACGGAAAUUAAAUUACAGAUAGAACUUGGGACUUCAAGUAAGAAGCUUCGGCAACAUUCGUUUCGCAACCCAAGCCUCACUUUAACAGAUUUGAUCAGUUAUGCUAGGACUCUUGCGGAGACUGAAAAACAAGCAUCUGGCAUCGCGAAUAGUUCAUUCAACAUGCCCUCGUCAGCAGAGAUAAACGCUGUCAACAAAGAUAAUUCUUCACCAAAUGAUCAACGUUCACAGAGGCCUGAACCAAAACAGAGAGAGCUGCCUAGAACAUCAGAACAGGUACCUACUAGAAAAUGUUUCAGAUGUGGACUUGCCUGGCCCCACAAAGAUCAACCAUGCCCUGCUGAAGGACAGCAGUGCAACAAUUGCAAAAAGUACAAUCACUUUGCACGUGUUUGCAGGUCGACUCGACGAAAACAACCCAGCAACGAAGUCCGUAAGAUUGAACAGGCUCAACAACAAGUAGAAAGUGAUGACAGCGAUGAAUAUGUGUACACACUCGAGACACCAGCUGACAAAGAGAACUUUCAGAAGACAUUAAGAGUUGGAAAUUCAGAGAUACCUUUUCAAAUUGACACUG
Paramuricea clavata is the source of this 958-nucleotide messenger RNA. NCBI's taxonomy places the organism in Eukaryota, Metazoa, Cnidaria, Anthozoa, Malacalcyonacea, Plexauridae. The record is from the annotation of a GenBank genome assembly.